Messenger RNA from Rhopilema esculentum, 4454 nucleotides. Its product is annotated as monocarboxylate transporter 4. Gene Ontology annotation, biological process: transmembrane transport. Gene Ontology annotation, molecular function: transmembrane transporter activity. The record is from RefSeq and is a predicted model, not a curated record. Lineage: Eukaryota; Metazoa; Cnidaria; Scyphozoa; Rhizostomeae; Rhizostomatidae.
UAACUUCAGACAUCAUGUCAAGUUAAUUUGCUUUUACGACUUACUCAAAAAAACACUGAGCCUAAAGACCGGGACUAUAGUCCUCCCCUACUUUUUUCCAAUAAUAGGUUAGAAAAUGUUUUUGAAAGUUCACGCUAACGAACGCAUUAGUAGCAGUUCUGCUGGGAACACGUUUUUGUUCUUUUUAAUGGUGCUUUAUUUUUUGUGAUCAAAGAUAAAUUUGUAUUUUAUCUAACUCGGUUUUGUAUUUUUAUGUUAAUUGAAAUCUUCUCUAAAUCGCUAUGUUGUUAAGGACAGAUAUAAGCGAAUAAAGGGCGUGGCCGUAAAAAGAUUUAGGGGCAAGCCUCUUAGUCCCGUUCCAGCCACUCCGUUAUGAGCUGGUGCCAGUGUGACCUGAUCUAGCGUGAUAUUGGCAGGAUAUUGGCCAAAAAUCGUCAUUUAGCAUAAAAUCUAGCAUAAUUUGGAAUCUAGCAUAACUCUGGCAUAAUUCUGAUAUUAUUUAAAAGAAACAUUGUUUCUAUUGAUCCAUUGUCUAUCGUUACCAAAUGCAAACACUCUACACCAGCAUCUGUGGUUUCAUUUUGGGAGUAAAUUGUGACUUCCCACCUUCAGGAUUUUGCCAGUUGUUUUGAAUGGUUGGCGGCCACAUAUUUUGUGGUUGGCAGCCAAAUGCAGCAGCUAAACGCAGUAUACAAAAAAGCUUAAUUUUUGCUAAUUAUUGGGAGUGAUAUCGCAAUCAAAAUUUGCUUUGUUGGUUACAAAAGUUUUCACUUGCUUUGAUCUAAAACUGUUUGUUAUCUUUUGCUUUGUUUCAUCAUUCAUCAUUGGCAAUUUUGAAAUUAUUUUAAAUAUUUUUGAAUAGAAUAUCAUCUGUGCAAAAAAUUUUGUUUCCUUUCCAUUUUCGUUGUUUUUUUAAACAUGCGGCCAGGAUUCAGCCAAAUUUUGCUUCUUCGGCCAAAUCAAUUUGUGGCGGCCAAGGGCUUUUGAGAAACUGCCAAAAUGGAGAAAUUUGGCCAUCAAACCAUGAAUCUAAAUUGCCUUUUUGCUUAUGAAGAAUGAGUACACUGGGUUGUCAAAAAAGCCAAAUUGAAACUCUGGCCAACCUAUUAGUAGCAGUUCUUCUUGACUGCGAACCCGUAUUUGUUCUUUUUUAUGAUGCUUUAACUUGUUUGAUCAAAGAUAAAUUUUUAUUCCAUCUAACUCGGUUUUGUAUUUUUAUAGUAAUCAAAAUCUUCUCUGAAUCGUUAUGUUUAAGAAUAAGGACAGAAAGAAGCAAAUGUUUUCCGGUGUUUCAAAGGGUGUGGUCGUAAAAAAUCUAGGGCAGGCUCCCUAGCUCGGCUCCAGCCAUUCCCCCUAUAGGCUGGUGCAUGGUGUCUGCGUUACUAACAAGAUGGGGGGAAAGAUCGUGCUUUCAAACUACACGAAAAGAGAAUAAGAAGAGACAAGCACAAUUUGUACAUGAGUGAGAGAAGAUAUUAUUUGCCAUCCGUAACGAGGUUUUUGUUUAUAAUAUCGAAUUUUUUGAAGAAAAGAUUUGAUGACAUAGAAUUGGAUGGGCUGAAUGCAAUUAAAAUGACUUUUGAAGGCCUCACUCUGCUUUUGCCCCGGGCAAAAAUUUAGCAAGAUUUCAUUCAACCGUGCAUUGAAAUUCUAAAAAUAAAUGACCAAGAUCACAGAGAUCUUAGAUUUGGUCUCAGAGGAAUUCUACCAGGCGAGACAACGGCACGCCUUCUCGCAGCAAACCCUAAUUCUGCCGAUGUAGAGAGGCUGAUUCCCAUCUACAAAAAGAUAGUAACAGGUUGGCAAAGCAGCAUAUCUCCAGAGAAACACUUAACAAAUAUAUAAAUAUCGCAAGUUUCGAGUUCCGUGAACAGCUACAAAGAUAUGGUUCCAAAAAACCAAAAACACUAAAGUCUGGGAAACGAAACUGAUUUAAGGAGAUUUUCGAAGGAGAAAGGGAAGAAAAAUAACUUUGACGGAGAUCCAAACAAACCAUGUCAAAGGGUUUCCUUUCGAUAACUAUUUGCUCACAAGUUAAGACAUCCCUAUAUCUUUUUAAUUUUCUUAUUAACCCAAUCAAUGUAUUGAAAAGAAUCAGCUUCUUAUACUUCUUUCAUUUAAGAUUUUACCCAAUUUAAACAUGCUAUUUGCACUAUAGUGGCAGUUUCUAUAUUUGCCACGCCCGUUUUGCCAAUGGUAGCAAAGUACCACGCCAAAAUUUUAUAAAGAAAUGUGGAUCUGUAAAAAUUUCUUAUUUUUGGCCGUGACUCAGACAUUUUUUCAACAUAUAGCUAAAAAUAGUGUUGCCUGAAACAAGUCAAAUGUGAACUAAAAAAGUAAAACCUAAGAAUUCUAAGUGUUAUCAAAGUUUCUUCAAAAUCUUAAAAUUGGCAGUUUGAUUUUCACAGAGGCCCCUUUUUUGUCAGAAAUAAAUCUAUAAUCUAGUUUAGUUAUUGGGUAGUACCUAGUACCCCCCCCCUCCCUCGUGGUACCAAAAUUCAUAAAUAUAAAUGAUAAUACUAUCUUAGGCACAAUUAUCAAUGCAUUAUCUAAAAGACAUUAGCUUUGGCCUGGAACUCAGUCAGGUUUUUUGCUGGAUCUCCCCCUGCUACAAGAAGCCAUAAUAAACUGCACUUGGCAAAAAAAGCUUGAACAGUUGGCCUCUUGAACAGCGGAUGUUGCAAAAGUCCUCAUAAGGUACAAAGCCCUUGAAGGGACCAAGGGUCAAAAGAACAGAAGAACGUUAUAGUCAGACGUCAACAGUACCGGAUUUGUCAACAGUACUGGAUAAGAAUGAUUUAAGCCUAGAUAUUACCUGCCUGCCACGUCAAUUAAAUGCCGCGCAGAAAAAGACAAAGGAAUGAAAUGAGAUAGCGUCAUUUUUCUUACCCAUCGUUGGUUGAAUCAGGCAUCAGCAGAAGCACACAUUGCAUUGCAUCGCAGACAUCAACAAGCGCAUCGCUGAAAUUAGGAUGGCUUUAUGCCUUCCUUGCAUAAGCAAGCCUUCUACACGCGAUUCAGCAUGGGCAUGGGUCACCUUAGCUGCCUCAACACUUGUGUUCUUCAGCUCGUUCGGUUUUCUUUAUAACUUUGGGAUAUUUUACAACUACUUUCUAAUUGAAUUCAAGGAAACAAAGGAAAAAACAGCAUGGGUUGGCUCCGUGCCGAUGUUUCUAAUGCAUGUAUUAGCUUGGCUUGCAAGUUGGAUUAUAUCAAAGUAUGGCUUACGGGCGAGUACCAUAGCUGCAGCUAUUCCUCUUGGUGCCUCAUUGAUCGUGACGUCAUUUUCAAGAAAUCUCGAUGAAAUGCUGCUUACAUUCAGUGUGCCAUUUGGAUUGGCAGGAUGCAUAAUGCUCAUGUCAAGCACCAGUGCUGUUUACAAAUACUUCGACAAGCGAGUCCCAAUUGCGAUAGGUUUACUGACAGGUGGAUCUGUGAUCAGCCAAAUUGGCCUCACGUAUCUAGUCAUUGGACUACUGGACAAUUUCGGUUGGCAGCGGACUCUCCAAAUACUUGGUGCUAUGCUUUCAGUAAUUUGUAUUCUUGCCGCGCUAACAUACAUCCCGAUGAAUUCCGGACCAGAGACAGCGGCGGACCAAAACCUACGAAAGAAGUCAGGCUUUAAAGAAUAUCUUUCGCUGUUGAAGAACAAGCGUUUUGUUGCAUUCCUGGUUGCUAAUAUUGUGGCAGGUUUUUCGUACUGUGUCACGAGCGUGCAUCAGGUCCAAUUUGCUGUGGAACUUGGCGUACCACGUGGUAUAUCAAAGCAAUUCCCUGUGUUCAGUGCGUCUGGUAAUGCACUUGGACGCCUGGUUUGCGGAUUUGUGCUAAAUGUAUUUGUCCAGAACAAGAUAAGAUUUUACCAAGUAGCGUUGUUUACAGGCGGCCUGGUUUCGGUUGUCAGCUCAUUACUGACCAGCCAGGCUCAGUUGAUUGCCUACAUCUGGCUUUAUUCAUUCCUUGAAGGAACAUUUAACACUGCUGUUCCUGUAACAAUCAGAAGCCUAGUCGGUCUGAAUGCAGCAGCACACGCAUACUCGUUGACGAUGACCGCUGUCGCACUUCCAGUUAUGCUUGGACCACCUCUCCUAGGUUAUAUUGUUGAUGUGACGAAAGAUUACAAAGCAUUUUUCUUUGUUGCUGGAGUACCAAACUUGCUGGCAUCAAUGACACUGAUGUCAUUAGGAUGCAUAAAAGAGAACAAUGAAAAUGUAGACAAGGAGGUUAUAAACGAAUUCAAAAAUGACAAAGGAAGUGAAGAAACAAUUUUAGAUAAAAAUGACGAAAUAAAGAAUUUAUUGCUUUUAGAGACACCAGUUUAAAUAUCUACAAAAGAUAUGUUCUGUGUGGUUAGUAAUCCUCUAGGUAAUAUUUUUAUCUUUGUUAAAGUGUCUGUAGAAUUUAGCUACAAGUAUUGACUAAUUCUUCAAUGAAUAAAGCUAGAAGACUAAGAA